UCUAUUUUCCGGUUUGAUCUGAGAUCCAUAAUAUCAAUGAUGAUUUUAGAAUAAUUAUGGAUUCUUCUCGAACCAAAGAGCGGGAGACGAGUGCUGUUCCCCAAAAAGCUAGGCUGCCAUCUCCGAGCCCUCGGGGCGCCUUCUCGCCAUGGCGUCCGGCGAAUCCCAGAAACGUCUCCUCUCUCUGAUCCGCAAUGUCGCCUCCGAGAAAUCCCAAGAAGGUACACUAUGGCCGCUCCAUGCUUCUCGUGCCUCCACGCUAUCUCCGAUGCGCCCCUCUCAAUCCGCAUGUCUUCGACUCAGAGCUUAGGGUCUCCGAUCUUAAGAAGCGGCUCCUCGAACUUCAGAACGAUCUCAAUGUUGCAAACGCCGACCUCGAUGGGGCCAAGCGGUCCAGGGAGAUGGUCGAGCAGGAGCUGAGGGGAUCGCAGGUUCAGCUUUCUAUGAUUGGUGCAUCAAUCCAUCCGCAAGAGGCGAGGACUUCUCUGCUGCAGGAGGAGAUAUUGAAGCUCCGUUCUGAUCUGGAUACACUCAAGAGUGAAGUGGGUUUCAUGCGAGACGAAUUUGUUAAUAGUAUGUGCGAGCUGAACAAGAAAAUAAGGUCUAUUCCAACGUGCUUUUACUUUCAUUUGUUUAGUUUUCUUAUUUGUUUACUUGUAUAUGAUCUUUUUGUUCCAAACUCCUUAUCUAAGUUUUGCACUAUCACAGGCAUUUUUACAUUUUGACCUUUGCUCAUGCCUUUUCAUCUUGGCAACAUCGGUUAAAUUUUCAGCUACAUAAAACAGCUAUAUGAUUUAUCACAUUGUUGGUAUAUUCUUUUACUUCUGUAGAAGGUGUAGUUUCCCAAAUGUUGUGUGAAUUUGCAUUGUCAAAUCUUAAAAAGAACCAUAAAGUCAAAAUGUUUAGAACACAAUUUCAUCCAAGGGAAGAUAGGUCAGUAGUCGAACUAGUACAAUGCCAUAUAUUUUGAAAACGUCAAUAAACAUGGCUACAAAGUUAUCACAAGUCUUAAAUGUAGAUGAAUAUAUCCGUCUUACUGGAUAGCAACCACUCGUAGAACAAACUGUAUUAUUCCAACCAUUUGGAGUCAGCUACAUGAAUAUUUUCUCACCAUUGAUCCUUGUGUUUGUCUUACUGAAAAUUUAGUAAAUUAAGAAAAGCAAAAAUUAAGAAAAAUUCAAAUGGGAAUUUGUUCUCAUAUGCUAUGCUGAUGAGAACAGCCAAUAUGUACUAGAAAUGGUUCUGAUUGGUCAAAAUCAGCACUACUGCCUGCAGCAUAGACCACUCUGGACCAUUUUGCACUUAGGAUUGAUGAACUGCUGUGGGUUAGCUUUAGUCAGUUAAGCCCACCAAGGUCUGGCAGCUACAAUCAGCACUCUGUUUCUUUGGAGUUAGUUCUUGGGGCUAUUGGAAUUAGAUCUGGAUAACCACUGGAUGAUUUUUCAGAACUCGAUGCUAUAUUAAUGAAUGGUGUUUCUGACAAUUUUUUAUUCUGGAGAUAGAUUCCCUCUUCUUUCUUGAUGCACUUGCUAUUUUACAAAAUUCUGAUUCUAAGAAUAAAAUUAUGCUGAUUGUAACUUCAGGUAUCUGUUCCGAAAAAUUCCUACUAUGAUAGAGUUCCCUUGUGCCUUUUUAUCUCAACUAUAGUUUAUUUCAGUACAUACAGAUACGACAAAAAGGAAGAUGAGCACAAACUUUCAAGCCUGAUUUACAAAAUAAGUGUUAAUAUAGUUGAAUUAAUCCAGUUUAUGCAACACCAAAGUCCAAAGUCCAAAGUUCUUCUAUAUAUUGUCGGUAUCCUUCAGAUUUGUUUUUCCUAUUGGAUGUAAUCCUACAAAGGACCUAAUCAAUUUUCUGUAAGCUUUCCUAUAUUAUUCCUCUGGUCCAUUUACCAAUGUUCAAGUACUUGGAACCUAUUCUGUAGUGUCAAAUAUCUUGAUAAAUCCAAGAGAGUACAAUUUGUUAUUGAGGCUGUGCAAAAACCACAUUGUGAUGAUGCUUUGCAAUGAUAUGUGUCCUGUGAUCUGGAAGCUUAAAUAGGACAAUAAGUUCAGUCUUGGAGUAAAGCAACAAUGUAGCAAUAACAAAGCCAGCUUGUGUAUAUUUUAUUGAAUGCAGAUAAUGGAGUUAAGCAACAAUGUAGCAAUGACAAAGCCAACUUGUGUGUAUUUUGUUGAAUGUUAUGUCAUAAUGCACAAUAGACAUUCCAUUCUGUUAACUAGAUUAAAAAUUCCUUUAUAAAACAUGUUCCUAAAGGCUUUCUUUUACUUUUAUUAUUUGCUUUUGCAAUUAUAUUGGUCAAGAUUUGAAGUCUUGGUUCGAGACCUCUACUGGUAGUUGGGUGGGAUCGGUUGGGUUAGGUAUAUGUUAGCAUACUGAUACAUAGUACAUUAGUGUACCAGUCAGCACGGACUAAACAAAAUGAGGGAGAGAAGGAGAAGGGAAGAAGGCAAAGUUUCUAGUUUCUGUGUGAGACUUAUGCCAAUCACUGGCCGGGUUGGCAUGGGUCCCAUAUGUACUAGCAUACUAACAUAUGGUACACUGACAUUUUGGUUGUCAGUGACCAAACAUAAAGAGAGAGAAAAGAGGGGAGGAAGAGGAAGGAAGAGGAGUUGGAGAGCGAAAGAGGGAAAGUGGAGGAGUCAUGGAAGAGAAGUGGAGGAGGAAAAGGAAGUUCUGUACUGGGAGGGGAGGAAGCAAUGACACAACGGAGCAGGCUACGAGGGGCAGGGAGAAGAAGAGAUGGUGGAGGGAGAGUGAUAUCUUCAUGAGAAGGAGAGAGAGAGAGAGAGAGAAAGCAGAGCAUGAGAGGAGAAAAAGGAAAAAGAAAAAAUAGAAACAAUUGUCAUCAAAAGCUAUACGAAAAAAAUAAUGAUUGAAAGAAUGAUUUUUCGGAACUAAGAAGUCCAGUACAUAGACAAAACAUUGUUUGAAGAAGUUUGGUGAACAAACAUUUAAACUAGGUAGGCUUUAUUGUCUAACCAACUUAUCUAAAUAUUUACCAAAGUUUGUUGAAAAUCAAUGAUUGAAAAUUUUCUUUUAAUGCUUAAAUGAAUAAUUGAUCUAUUUAUCGAUGCUCUAUUUGAUGUCUAACAAAUUUUAUGACACUAGCAUUUCAACAGUCUACUUUUUAGGUCUCAAAAUAUAUAAUAUUUACUUUUAAAAUUCAAAGUAUCUGUAAUAGUUAACUCCUUCAGGCAAUUUCAAGAGAUUACUGUCAAUGCUUUCCAGAAAGAGCAACCUGGACAACUUUGUUCAGAUAAUGGCAAGUGAUUUUUAGUUGACUAUGCAGCUUAUACAUUCUGAAUAGACAUGGUUAAGUGAUGUGCUGAUCUGCUUUGUAUCUUUGGUUAACUGGGAAGAUGAUCUGUAGAUUUUAUUUGUAAACAGUCCAGGUUUAAGUUUCCAUUGUAUACUUAGCAUGUCAUGUAGCAACUUAUGUGUUCAAGAUCAAUACCGAAAAGUUACAGAAUUCAGAACU
Musa acuminata AAA Group (dessert banana) is the source of this 3481-nucleotide messenger RNA. RefSeq lists its product as uncharacterized. Lineage: Eukaryota; Viridiplantae; Streptophyta; Magnoliopsida; Zingiberales; Musaceae. Bases 195 to 725 code for a protein of 176 amino acids. The record is from RefSeq and is a predicted model, not a curated record. The transcript is spliced from 4 exons.